AUGUUUAAAAUAACAGCUAUAGUGUCCUUGAUGCUUAUUGCCACGUGGUCCCAUGCGGACUCUAGGCGGUACAAGAAGGAGGCCACUUCUUCCUCAGACUAUCCACAGGGCAGCACAGUAUGGGGGACCUUCUCAUGCGACUCAUGCGGCAACGAGUGUGUGAAGGCCUGCGGGACGAAACACUUUAGGGCAUGCUGCUUCAAUUAUUUGAGGAAAAAACGAGGACCUGAGCAUAUCAAGUUUUGGACCCCAAACGCAAUGGACAUGAAAAUGGACUCACCUUACAAGAAACUGCCAAUCAUCGCCAUCGAAACGGUCCCUGACUUCUUCGGAGAGCUGGCCAAGGAUUUCGAACCUAACCCCUUUGAAGAUACGGCCGAUAAUAGACUGUAUGAGGUUUAAGCUGUUUUGAGUAGGUUGCAAUACCCUGCUGCCCAAAAAAAGUUUGUACUAUUUAAAAAAAAAUCGAAAGAUUUCAAAGAGUAGAACUCUACACUUUUUUUUAAAUUUAUGGAUAAAAUCUGUAAUUUUUUUAACUCAAUAUUUUGUAAUUUUGAAAACUUUUCAACAGUUAAAUAAAAAUGUUCAUCAUCAGCCCGCUGCAGUCCACUGCUGGACAUAGGCCUCCCCCAAGGUACGCCACAGAGCCUGGUCUGCUGCUUUAUGCAUCCAGUUUCCGCCGGCCCCCUAUGCAAAUCAUCCCGCCAUCUAGCCAGAGGGUGUCCCACACUACGUUUACCAAGACGCGGUCUCCACUCCAAAACACGCUUGCUCCAGCGGUUAUCGGUUCUGCGACAUAUGUGGCCAGCCCAUUGCCACUUCAACCUACUAACUUUCAGAGCUAUGUCGGUCACAAUAUAUUGAUUUAAACUAACACGAUCUUCACUCAUAUGUAAUGUCAUGUCCGAAACGUCGGGUUAAAUAUAAAACGUAAGUUUUACGCGACUAUGUCGGUCACCUUGGUUCUCUGGCGGAUCACUUCGUUCCGAAUUUUGUCUCUCAGAGACACUCCAAGCAUAGCUCUUUCCAUAGCACGUUGAGCGACUUUAAGCUUGUGGAUUAGCCCCACAGUCAGAGUCCACGUCUCGCAUCCGUACGUCAUAACAGUACAAAUAAAAAUGUUGCAACAUAUUAAAAUUUAAAUUUUAAUUGAUAUUUUUUUAUUAUAUUUAAUGGCCAUAUACUCUUCAUCUUUUUUAGAUUAUAAAUAUAGCAAUGUUGACAGAGAACAAAUAAAUACUAAGCAAAUUCUAACAUUCAAUACAUGUAACUUAAGUCAAUCUACACAGUAUAAGAUUUAAAAAAAAUUUUUCUUGGGCAGCAGCAAAGAACCCUGUCAAUUUGUUAUAAGAGAAGUUUCUGUCAAAAAAAUCUGUGUAAUUUAGAUUUCUUACAAUUUUUAUAGUAAUCUUAUAUGCUUCAAUUCUACCUUCUUAAUAAUAAAACUAAUAUUUUCUUUACUAUUUUUGACAGAAAUUUCACUAAAUAUUAAGAUGUUAAAGGUAUGUAAAAACGUAUUUUAUUAUACUAUAAAAGCUUUAUUAAGUAGAUAUUUAAAUGAAUAAUCGACGAAUGGUUUUUAUGUCUAUUUUUGGCUGGAUAAAUGGAUAUAAAAACCCUGUGAAUUUCUGCCACACUAAAAGUUUCUAAAAUUUUUAAAAACCUGAUUUAAAUGUUCACUCAUUAUGAUACAAUACAACUGGACUUCAAGAAUAAAGUCGCCGUCAACAGAAUUUGCGAACAAUGUAAACGAACCUUGUAUUCAAAAUGGCUUGAAUUUACAUUCUGACUAAUCAAAUACUGGCUUAAAAAUGUGUUAUUCAGUCAAUUAAUAUAACACCAUGAUCCUAGACCAUUAAAACAAUAAAAGAGUGUUGGAAUAUGGAUAUUUCAACCAUUCAGUUUGUUUACAUUGUUCGCAAUUUCUAUUGACGGCAACUUUAGGCUAGUUUCCUACUAGUCAAAUCAGCUUCUUUUUAAGAACUGUCAAAACGAUUUGCUAACAUGGAAUA
Molecule: messenger RNA, 2012 nt
Organism: Leguminivora glycinivorella
Lineage: Eukaryota; Metazoa; Arthropoda; Insecta; Lepidoptera; Tortricidae
Gene: Trissin
Exons: 6
Coding region: 1-402 (133 amino acids)
Source: RefSeq, a predicted model, not a curated record